AUGGAGGACAAGCGCUGGGAAUGCUGCACCUCGGGAGCACAGAUCCAUGUGAAGCUGGAGGAGCUGGAGACCCCUGAGUGCCCCGUGAGCGAUGACGCCAUCCUGCGCCUUGCCACCGCGGAGGGGCUGGCCAUGGGUCCAAACCUCCUCUCCCUGCUCACCACUGGGGAACCUAACCUCAGCCUUACAUUGAGUUCCCUGCUUCAGGUGUACAAUGAGCAGAUCUAUGACCUGCUGGAGUCCAAGGGACCUCUAGCUACUCGGGAGGAUCCUGAGCGAAGAGCUGUGGUUCAGGGCCUCUCCUUCCACCAGCCUGCAUCAGCAGAGCGGCUCAUGGAGAUGUUGGCCAAUGGCAACAGAAACCGGACGCAGCAUCCCACUGAUGCCAGUGCUGUCUCCUCCCGCUUGCAUGCCAUCUUUCAGAUCCACUUGAAGCAGCAGGACUGCACUGGCAGCCUCAGUCGGGGUCUGAAGGUGGCCAAGAUGAGCCUGAUGGACCUGGCAGGCUCAGAGCGAGCGUCGGUUGCCAACAGCAGGGGAGAGCGGCUGCGGGAGGGGGCCAACAUCAACCGCUCGCUGCUGGCCCUCAUCAACGUCAUCAACGCCUUGGCUGAUGCAAAGGGCAAGAAAAGCCACAUCCCGUACCGGGACAGCAAGCUGACGCGCCUGCUGAAGGACUGCCUGGGUGGCAACUGCCGCAGCGUCAUGGUGGCGGCGGUGAGCCCCUCUGUGCUGGCCUAUGAGGACACCUACAACACGCUCAAGUAUGCCAGCAGAGCCAAGGAGAUCAAGCUGUCGCUGAAGAGCAGCACGUGCAGCUCUGACUCCCACCUCUGUGGAUAUGUGGAAAUGUGUGAGCAGCUGAAAGGGCAGGUGGCAGAGCUGCAGGCAAAGCUUCGUGCUUAUGAGGAUGGUGCCCGAGUGGCACAGAACCAGGCAGCAGGGCCACAGGCUCCGUCCAGCGUGAGCCCAGUGGAGCUGCCUAGGUUGGAGGAAGCUGUGCCAAAGCCAUGCUUGUCCCUUGAUGAUGAGGGGGAGGAUGAUGGAGAGCAGCAGGAGCUGCAGGCUGGUUUUCCUGUUCAGAUGCAGUUGGAAUCGGAGGGCAAGGCUCCAGAGGAAAUGCCUACCAGCAGCCCUGGAGCAUCCCAUCGGGCAGAUCUGCGGCUGGGACUGAAGCAGCCGAGGCUUGGAGGAAACAGCCCUCUGCAGGGGCUGUCCGGCCACCACACAGAGCAGUGAGUGUCCUCCUGCCCUCCCUGUGUCC
Molecule: messenger RNA, 1264 nt
Organism: Pezoporus occidentalis (night parrot)
Lineage: Eukaryota; Metazoa; Chordata; Aves; Psittaciformes; Psittacidae
Product: kinesin-like protein KIF18B
Exons: 10
Coding region: 1-1239 (412 amino acids)
Biological process (GO): microtubule-based movement; mitotic sister chromatid segregation; microtubule depolymerization
Cellular component (GO): nucleus; mitotic spindle midzone; kinesin complex
Molecular function (GO): microtubule binding; ATP hydrolysis activity; plus-end-directed microtubule motor activity
Source: RefSeq, a predicted model, not a curated record